CUCCGCCACCGCCAAGCGAAUCCCAUCCCCCAAAUUCCAAAUUCCGCCGCGAUCCCUAGCGAGCGAUGAAGAAACCUAACCCUCCCCCCUCCAAGCCCUCCUCCGCCGCCAAGCCCUCCGCCGGCAUGGCGCCGCGCAAGUCACGCUGGGGCCCGCCGCCCGCCGGCUCCGCCUCCGGCCCCGCCGGAGACAAGGCCGCGUCCACCUCCCGCCGCACCCCGAGCCCCAACCGUGCCUCCAACGCCAGGCGGCACCCCGCUCCUCCCGCCUCCGCGCCGCAACCCCGCAACCCCGCGUCCCCGGUGGCCGCCGCCCGCCCGCCGCCGCACCAGCAGCCGCGGGUGGAGACGCCUCCCCCGCCGCCCUACGGCUUCAACAACCUCGACCGCCGCACCGUGCACCUGGCCGACGGCACCGUGCGCACCUACUUCGCCCUGCCCCCCGACUACCCGUUCGAGCCCGCCCCCUUUCCCCAGCUCCCGCACUUCCCGCGUGCCGGACCCGAGGCCUGGCCGCCGCACCAGCCACCGCCGCAGCAGCAGUUCCCGCCGCACGACAAGCGCAGGCACCCCGCCGACCCCGAGGAGGGCUUCUCCAGGCACCCGAAGCAGCCCCGGUUCGAGCCGCCGCCGCAUCAACCGUCGCAGAUGCAGCAGCCCCCGGUCGACCCGCAAGCGCUUAGGAAGGCGUUCCUCAAGUACUCCAAGAUGCUCAAUGAGAAUCCCGCCCAGAAGCGGAGCUACCUUGAAGGCGGACUCGUCCAAUGUCUCCCCUGCGGCAGGUCUUCUAAGGACUUUGCUGAUGUGCACGGGCUUGUCAUGCAUGCUUACAACCCACCAAAUGCAGAUUCAUUCGUUGAUCAUCUUGGUUUACACAAGGCAUUGUGUGUCCUUAAGGGAUGGGAUUAUACAAAAGUCCCUGAUAACUCUAAGGCAUACCAGUCGUUACCUCCUGAUCUUGUUCGAGCAAAUAGGGAGGACCUUAUUUUAUGGCCCCCAACUGUUAUCAUUCGUAACACUGCCACUGGGAGGAAGAAAGAUGGACGCUCUGAGGGUUUGGGAAACAAAGAAAUGGAUAAGAAAAUUGCAGAACUAGGGUUUGCUGGUGGCAAGUCGAAGUCCUUGUAUGGAAAACAAGGGCAUUUGGGUCUGACACUUAUCAAGUUCGCGAACAACCCAUCUGGCUUGAAGGAGGCUGAGCGCCUUGCUGAGUUUCUCGAGAAGCAAGAUCAUGGACGUGUAGGUUGGUCACGUGCACAGGCCACUCAUAACUUAGACCCUGAUACAAACCCUUUGCUGGUUGAGACUGAUAACAGGGGUGAGAAAAAGAGAAUACUUUAUGGGUGCCUAGCAAUUUCCUCUGAUCUGGAUGAAUUAGACUCAGAUUCAAGAAAAAGGGCUACUGUCAAGAGCAGAAAAGAAUUUGACCCAUCUGAUUAGUCUCCUCACAAAGGCCCACCAUCCCGCCAGUUUGUUUAAUUUGCAUUGAAACAUCUGUAUCUUCUGUCAAUUUCGAUUUCCUAGCUACAUGCUACUGCUGUGCUCCAGAUAUCUUAGUAUGGAUGCCCCUUAGGAUGCUUAUGGUCAUUAUAAUUAUUCCUGGGAUUUAUUUUGUAUUAAGUCUUUUCUGCCAGGCAUCCAUUGCUCACCUAUUGAAUGAUUAUCUGGAAGACUAAUUGUUCUUCCAAUUUGGUAGUUAUUUAUUGCAUUAUCAA
This is a messenger RNA of Hordeum vulgare subsp. vulgare (domesticated barley), 1714 nucleotides long. Its product is annotated as early nodulin-75-like. Gene Ontology annotation, biological process: regulatory ncRNA-mediated gene silencing. The record is from RefSeq and is a predicted model, not a curated record. The transcript is spliced from 3 exons. Lineage: Eukaryota; Viridiplantae; Streptophyta; Magnoliopsida; Poales; Poaceae. Bases 66 to 1439 code for a protein of 457 amino acids.